CUUUCUAGUGUCCAAGAUGAGGCUGUGGACAAAAGCACCUUUAAGGAAUGCAAUCAGAUUGCUUUUUACAGGCGUCAGAAACGUCUACAUCCUGGAAAAUCCUUGUAUCGAGCACUGUUGGAUUCAGUCAUGUUAAGUGAUGAGAAUGUCAAAUUCCAAAUUAUUCAUGAGGAGAAUAAGGUUCUUCUACAAGUAGAAAUUUGCAAAAUAGAAGGCAAUAUUUUCAGGCUUAAAAUUGACGAAGCAGCUCCUCUCAGAGCAAGAUACAAAGUUCCUGAUGUUCUUAUAAAGGAACCUACCACCCAGAGACUAUUUAUAUCCCAGAAGGAGGCAGGUUUUUUGGUGCUGUCAAGUGCUAAUGAGGACUACAAACUUCAAGUCACAGCAAACCCCUUCCACAUUGAGCUACAGUCCAAGGGUGAGACUGUUCUGAGCAUGAAUUCCAAUGGGUUGUUAUAUUUUGAGCACCUACAACCACCCCCCAAUGAUAGAAAACCUACAGCAGAAGACAGGAAGGAAGCAGCAAGUGAUUUCUAUAAGGAGAAACAAGAGGAUCUAGGUCUCUGGCAAGAGAAAUUUGGCAGCUUCAUAGACAUCAAAGCUCAUGGUCCUAGUUCUGUAGGUGUGGACUUCUCUUUACAUGGAUUUGACCAUGUUUAUGGAAUACCACAACACACAGAAGCGCUUCUUCUCAAAAACACCAGUGAUGGUGAUGCCUACCAGCUUUAUAAUUUGGAUAUCUUCGGCCACAAGAUACAUGACAAAAUAGGCAUUUAUGGUUCAGUGCCCCUUCUCUUAGCACACAAGCCUAACAGAACUUCAGGGAUCUUCUGGCUGAACUCUUCAGAAACGCUGGUGGAUAUUAAUACAAAGGCAGUAGCUGAGCACAUGUCACUCGGAUCUGCUGCAGAGACUGCUAAGCAGAGGGCAGUGCCCCUAACUGAUGUGCGCUGGAUGUCAGAAUUGCUGAUGGGACCCACUGCAUUUGAUAUCUUCAAGCAGUUUGCACAACUGACAGGCACUCAAGCCCUGCCUCCCCUUUUUUCUCUGGGCUACCAUCAGUGCCGCUGGAAUUAUGAGGAUGAGCAAGAUGUCAAGGCAGUAGAUGCUGGCUUUGAUGAACAUGACAUUCCUUAUGAUGUGAUAUGGCUGGAUAUAGAGCACACAGAUGGCAAGAGGUAUUUUACUUGGGACAAAAAGAAAUUCCAGAACCCCCAAAAGAUGCAAGAACAUCUCAAGAAGAAAAAACGCAAGCUUGUCGUCAUUGUAGAUCCUCACAUUAAGGCUGAUCCCACAUACACCCUGUAUUCGCAGGCAAAAGACAAGGGAUAUUUUGUGAAAGACAGAAAUGGGCAAGAUUUUGAGGGCAUCUGUUGGCCAGGUUCCUCUUGUUACCUGGAUUUCACCAAUCCUGAAGUGCGAAAAUGGUAUACAGAUCAAUUUGCCUUCAAAACAUACAAGGGAUCCACUAAUAUCCUCUUUGUAUGGAAUGAUAUGAAUGAGCCUUCAGUCUUCAAAGGGGCAGAACUAACAAUGCAGAAAGAUGCUGUGCACUACAACAACUGGGAGCAUCGGGAAGUACACAACCUCUAUGGGUUCUACCAGCAAAUGGCAACUGCAGAAGGACUCAUCAGACGUUCUUCAGGAAAAGAGAGACCAUUUGUCCUCACACGAUCUUUCUUCGCUGGAUCACAGAGGUAUGGGGCAGUGUGGACUGGAGACAACACGGCAGAGUGGGGUUACUUGAAAAUAUCUAUUCCAAUGCUUCUCACCAUCAGCAUGGCAGGGAUUUCAUUCUGUGGAGCUGAUGUGGGAGGGUUUAUUGGAGAUCCAGAACCAGAAUUACUUGUUCGCUGGUAUCAGGCUGGAGCCUACCAGCCCUUCUUCAGAGGUCAUUCUAACAUGGAGAGCAAACGGCGAGAACCGUGGCUCUUUGGGGAGAAGAACACCCAGAUCAUCAGGAAAGCCAUUAGAGCACGCUACGUCCUCCUGCCAUAUUUAUACACACUGUUCUAUCGGGCACACACAGCGGCUGAACCGGUUAUGAGGCCUCUCUGGGUAGAGUUUCCAGGGAAUAUAGAAACUUUUGGUGUGGAAAAUGAGUACAUGCUGGGAAAUGCUUUGCUGGUGCAUCCAGUCACAGAGCAAGAGGCCAAGGCAGUGACUGUUCUGUUUCCAGGGUCAGAGGAGAUUUGGUAUGAUUUUAGAAAAUUUGAACGAAUGGAAGAUCCAGGCACUCUGAAGAUCCCAGUGACACUGGAGAAUAUUCCUGUAUUCCAGCGGGGGGGCACUGUGAUACCUCUGAAGACCACAGCUGGAAAAUCCACUGAAUGGAUGAUAGAUAUUUCUUAUGAACUCCACGUGGCCCUAGACACAGAGGCCUGUGCAGUAGGUGAGCUCUACCUAGAUGAUGGGCAUUCAUUUCAGUACCUCCACAAGAAGCAGUUCCUCUAUCGGAAAUUCACUUUCCACAAGAACUUUCUGUCUUCCAGCUGCACAGAUGAAACUGGACAAUACCACACUACAUGUGUGGUUGAACGGGUGAUAGUUCUGGGAUUUGGACAGCAACCCACUUUUGUGACAGCCUGUUCCAAGGAUGGGGAAGAAAAAGAAGUGGUUUUCACAUAUGAUAUGAAGACCUCUGUGCUGAUGCUGGAAAAUUUAGCCCUGAGUAUUAAUGCUGACUGGGAGAUUUCCAUCAACUGA
Phaethon lepturus (White-tailed tropicbird) is the source of this 2706-nucleotide messenger RNA. It is a transcript of the gene GANC, whose product is annotated as glucosidase, alpha; neutral C. The transcript is spliced from 23 exons. The annotation marks the transcript as partial. Gene Ontology annotation, molecular function: carbohydrate binding; alpha-1,4-glucosidase activity. Lineage: Eukaryota; Metazoa; Chordata; Aves; Phaethontiformes; Phaethontidae. The record is from RefSeq and is a predicted model, not a curated record. Gene Ontology annotation, biological process: N-glycan processing; carbohydrate metabolic process.